Molecule: messenger RNA, 873 nt
Organism: Suillus plorans
Lineage: Eukaryota; Fungi; Basidiomycota; Agaricomycetes; Boletales; Suillaceae
Exons: 10
Coding region: 1-873 (290 amino acids)
Source: RefSeq, a predicted model, not a curated record
AUGACCUUCUUCUCAAAUGAUCCCAGUUGGUGGCUGACAAUCAAUUUCAAUUUAUUACACAGCUAUUGGAUAGUUGCCGCCGGCGUCAUGGUGGUACACGAUUGGGUCUUAACACUCGGACAAGAGAUUGAACUCAUCUGGAGACAACGCUGGCUGGUCUCUCAUGACCGUACUCUAUUUGAUUGCAUUAUUGCGUACUACGUAUUAAAUGGCACAAUUGUGGCCUUGACUGUCAUGUUGGGUGUCAUCAUGAUUGCUCGGUUGCAUGCCAUGUAUCAGGGAUCUAGAACGAUGCUUAUGUUCCUUAUUAUCAUUUUCCUGGCUGUAAACAUCGCCUGCGGAGUGAUCAUGGCGAUAAUACUGAAGGAUACUGUAGGGGAGGAGCUGAUACUCUCUGGCAUUUAUAUGUGCAGUUCUGAAUUGGAAGGCAAAUACCUGCUCCUCGGAUCGAUGGUUUGGAUGCUCAACACUGUUUGGGAGGUCCUCGCACUGUGUCUUUCAGUUUGGGUUGCUGUAAAACACUUCCGUGAGCUGCGACGACUCGGCCCAUCGACAGGAUCUACCAUCGGAGACUGUUUCAGGGUGCUGAUACAAUCUCAUGUUCUCUAUUUUGCAAGCUUUGUUGGUGUCUCUUGCGUCCAGCUUGCUUUUCUUUUCCCAGAACUUCCGAAUUCGGAUUCUAUUGGAGUUUCGAUACUCGGUGGUACUCUUCAAAUUUGUAUGGUCAUUCAGUUGUUUGUGCUGGGACCACGCCUCAUCCUUAGCGUUCGAGGAUACCACGCCAAACUCGUGGCAUACUCCGACGCAGAAACUAGCAUGAAUUUGCUUGUCUUCCAGGAGCAUGUACAUGUAUUGACUAGCAGUACUGUGUAG